GUUAAAUUUGCCAUUAUUAUUUUACAAACGCAAUGCAUUGUUUCCUUUAUUAAUGCAACUUUUAUUUUAUUCCCUCCCCAACAAAAUUGGCAGCAAUGCACCUGGUCCACUGUCCCCUCGAGUACACAACAAGCCAAAGUCCAAAAUUUCUGCAUCACGAAAACUCUCUCUAAAGAUCCUUUUGCUCCAGAGAGCCAUGGAUGAGUUUGAGCAGGAGAAGCUCAAUCGUGAUGAGGAGAAGGUAAAAUAUCUGAGCGAGAAGCUUCCACUUCUUCAGAUGACUGGCCUCUCAAUGGAGGAGCUGCAGAAACUGUGUCGACAACUUCACGCCAAAAUCGAUGCGGUCGAUGAGGAGAGAUACGACUUUGAGCACAAAGUUAUUAAAAACAAUAAAGAUAUCCAUGAGUUGAAACUGAAGGUGCAGGAUUUAGGAGGGAAGUUUAAGAAACCUGCUCUGAGGAAAGUGCGUGUCUCUGCUGACGAGAUGAUGAGGGCUCUGCUGGGCUCCAAACACAAGGGCUCCAUGGACCUCAGGGCCAACCUCAAAUCUGUGAAGAAAGAGGACAUUAAACAAGAGAAGGUUAUAUCCACAGAGGUGGGCGACUGGCGUAAGAACGUUGAGGCCAUGUCUGGCAUGGAGGGCAGGAAGAAGAUGUUCGAUGCUGCUGGUGGAGGACAGUAAAGAAAGUGUGUGUGUGUCUAAUGUGUAUGUUGUGUGUUUAUUAAUGUAUUAGAGACAGGUUUAGUCAAAACAAUGAAAAUCACCAAUAAUAACUUGAACGCUUGUAUAGGUAAGCUUGAACCUAUACAAAUAUAAAAAUAAAAUGUUUAAUGUUUCUUUGUUAAUGUAUACUUUUUACCCAUUUAAGGCUAUUAAAAUGUUCA
This is a messenger RNA of Xyrauchen texanus (razorback sucker), 885 nucleotides long. RefSeq names its product troponin I, slow skeletal muscle-like. The transcript is spliced from 7 exons. Gene Ontology annotation, biological process: muscle contraction. Bases 53 to 682 code for a protein of 209 amino acids. The record is from RefSeq and is a predicted model, not a curated record. NCBI's taxonomy places the organism in Eukaryota, Metazoa, Chordata, Actinopteri, Cypriniformes, Catostomidae. Gene Ontology annotation, cellular component: troponin complex.